CCUAUAUGUUUAAAAUGGCCUGAAAUUAUUAUUUAUUUAAUUUAGCAAUAUAUAAUCACAAUAUCUGAAUUUCAUAUUCCUAUUCCAAAGGCGUUUCUCUUGGUGUGGCACAGUGAAGCUCUGUUAUAGUUUCUCCUAAAUGGCUGUAGAAACCUUUUAGCUCUAAUUGAAACUUUUAUGUUUAAGAGGGGGAGGAAGGCAGACAUGACAUAUUUCAAAAGCUUAAAGCCAAAUGGAUUCGUAAGGUCAAGCAUUGGGAUGCGUUGGACUGCAUUUGCAGUGUCACUGAAGUGGAAAUUUAAUCAAGAUAGAGGAACACCCAUAAGGAGCUACAUGGGACCAUAUGCAUAAUGAAUGAAUGGCAUGAUGCUCUUUAGACUGACUUUAUGACCCUUCAGUAACAUUUCUAAAGCAACCAAAUCAAUCAUAGCAAAUUAAAGCACAAGAUGCUCUGGUCACAUAACAUCCCAAAGCCUUUAAGGAAGUGACAGACUGACUUUCAUGAGGGUUUGUUCAGUUUAAUAUUAGCUUCACUCCACAAUGUAAUGAAUAAAAAUGGGUUUUGUUAGCCAUUGAUUGGGCAAUAGGAUGUUUCAGGUUGAUUAUUAUCUAAACUGAAAUACAAAAAGGAAUUUCAAUAGAGGACACAGGUGAUGUGUAACAUAUUUGACUUUCUGACCAAUGAAAUAGCAGGUUUGCAAUAUGACAAGUCUGAAAAAUCUUCUAAUGUUUGUGCACAUUAUGUUUCCUCAAACACAGAGACUGUUCUUGGACUCCAGAUAUUGAAGUGCUUGAACGACCAUGCUCUUUCCCACACAGACUUGUAUGCUUUUUCUAAUUGUAUUGGUCAAUGCUGCAGAGCAGUGUUUCUGAAAAAAAUACUGGCUGUGUCUACGGUCACCCCGGGAUCCCUGGAGACCCAGGACACAAUGGAAUGCCAGGAUGUGAUGGCAGAGAUGGGGCCAAAGGUGAUAAAAGAGACGGAGGUGAUAUAGGAACAUGCGGCACAUCUGAUAAAGAUGGACCAAAAGGAGAUAAAGGAGAACCUGGUGUUCCUGGCAUAGCCGGUGCGAAGGGGAAACGUGGAGACAAUGGAGAAAGGGGCCCACCUGGCAAAAUGGGGCCCCAAGGCUUCCCAGGGCCACUUGGUUUCAUCGCGCCACAAAGAUGACACAAAAGAGCAUAAACAGCAUACAUGACAUGGAGAGACACAGAGAAGACCAUUGACAAAGGAAUUAUUGAAUAAAGUCAUUAUUUUUGUUUUCUUCACUUACAAAAAGU
Molecule: messenger RNA, 1281 nt
Organism: Cyprinus carpio (common carp)
Lineage: Eukaryota; Metazoa; Chordata; Actinopteri; Cypriniformes; Cyprinidae
Source: RefSeq, a predicted model, not a curated record